Molecule: messenger RNA, 1715 nt
Organism: Nanorana parkeri
Lineage: Eukaryota; Metazoa; Chordata; Amphibia; Anura; Dicroglossidae
Gene: CHPT1
Product: choline phosphotransferase 1
Exons: 9
Coding region: 136-1326 (396 amino acids)
Biological process (GO): phosphatidylethanolamine biosynthetic process
Cellular component (GO): Golgi apparatus; endoplasmic reticulum membrane
Molecular function (GO): diacylglycerol cholinephosphotransferase activity; ethanolaminephosphotransferase activity
Source: RefSeq, a predicted model, not a curated record
AGCGAUCUCUCCUCGGCUGUCCCAGGCUGCCCCGGUCUUCCGGGAUGAAGUUUUCUGGUCCGGCCCCCUGAACUUUAGGGCGGCGGAAGGCAGCUCGUCCCCUGACAGGAAGAAAAGGCGGCCAGGGAAAUCAGGAUGAUGGCCGUCCUGUGUUUACCGGAGCCCCUGACAGCCCUGCAGCUGAAGCGGCUGGAGGAGCACAAGUACAGUGCCAAUGGGCGAUCUCUGCUGGAGCCCCUCAUGCAGAUCUAUUGGAACUGGCUGGUGGAGAAGGUGCCCCUAUGGCUGGCACCGAACACGAUCACCAUGGUGGGGCUCAUCAUGAAUGUGUUGACAACGCUCAUCGUCGUCUACUACUGCCCUUCGGCCACCGAGGAAGCUCCAGCAUGGGCAUUUCUGUCUUGUGCCAUUGGUCUGUUUGUUUACCAGUCACUGGAUGCCAUUGAUGGGAAACAAGCUCGAAGAACAAACAGUAGUUCCCCAUUAGGGGAGCUAUUUGACCAUGGAUGUGACUCUAUAUCUAUAGUGUUUGUUGCAGUGGGGACAGUUGCUGCGGUACGGCUUGGAACAAUGCCCAGCUGGAUGUUUUACUGCUGCUUUGUCAGCAUGUUCAUGUUUUUUUGCGCCCAAUGGCAAACCUAUGUGUCAGGUACUCUGAGGUUUGGAAUGAUUGAUGUCACAGAGCUUCAGAUUUCAGUAACCAUUGUAUUUUUGUUGUCUGCAUUCUUCGGGACUACUUUCUGGGACAUUGAGAUUCCUGUGACUGGGCUACCCUUGAAAGUCCUCCCUCUCAUGGGCAUCAUCUUUGGAACAAUUUAUUCCUGUAACAACUACUUUAGAGUCAUUCUCAGUGGUGGAGUGGGAAAAAAUGGAUCCACUGUAGCUGGAACAAGUGUACUAUCUCCUGGCCUGCAUAUUGGACUGGUGCUCAUAUUAGGAUUAAUGAUCUAUGUGAAAUCAACAACAGAUUUAUUCUACAAACAUCCAAGUCUUUACACACUGACAUUUGGGUUUGUAAGUGCCAAGAUCACUAUUAAGCUUGUGAUGGCACAUAUGACCAAAAGUGAACUGUAUAUUCAGGAUAGUGCAUUUAUUGGACCAGGUCUUUUAUUCCUAGACCAGUACUUCAACAGUUUUAUUGAUGAGUACAUAGUUUUGUGGAUAGCACUAGUUAUUUCUUUGUUUGAAUUGAUAAGAUACUGCAUAGGCACUUGCCUACAAAUAGCAACACAUCUUCGGAUAUCUGUCUUCAGAAUCCCUCCUAUCCCAGCUGCUGAGCAGGUACACGUUAUUCCUUCAGGGAGCCAUCAGAAUAACAUUGACUGAAGAGACUUUCGAACACUUGCCAUCUCUUGCUGUUGCUGGCAGAAGAAGAAAGAAUGACAUAAGUUAAAACUAUUUUUAUAUUUACCUCAUAUAUUUUGUUAAUAAAGCUGAAACUAAAAAAAAAACAAAAAAAAAUUAUUGUUAAUGAAUGUCUUGCAUGACAAUGCAAUCACUAGAAUUUAACUUACAGUGUCCAUAAGAAUUUUCUUCUGUAACAUAGCCAUUUCCUUUCUGAGCUCAUUUUGAGCACCGGAUAGAAGGUUUGCUUGGUUCUUUUCCAGAUCAUGCAUGUUCUGCAAAUAUUGAGAUUUAGGAAAUAACGCCCGGUAACAAAUAUACACUUUUACAUUCUAAGCUGUAGUAUCUCUCUCCUGUCUUCAUCUGCGCUA